GGCAGAAGGGUGAGGUGGGACAGACAUCAGCAUUCCGGAAUCAGAUACACAAGGGGUUCAAGACUCAGUACCGUUUACCAGGACACAGCUGCAGUGGUCUGAUCCCUCCAAGCAGCUCUCACCUGCUUUCAGAGGGAUCUGGGUGCAAGGUCAGUUACUCAUCUACACUACCCAGCCUGAGUGACAAGAUCCAGUUUCCAUCUUUCCUUCGGACCCUGACUAGUGACCUCACAUCUUCCCGUGCAGUUACCCAACUGAUAAUUCACUUCCAGUGGUCCUGGGUGAUCAUUCUGGCCAAUGAUGAUGACUUUGGGCAGGAAGCCAGCUCUCUGGCCACUCAGGUGCUGGGUCCAGCUGGGGUUUGCAUUGAGUCCCACCUCCACGUUCCUUCCCAUCAGUCCUUGGAGAAGACUGAAGAGAUUGUCCAGAGGAUGCAGAAAUGCACCGCCAAGGUUGUUCUGGUUUUCCUAAGCAAUUCAAAUUUCCAGCUCAUCCUGUAUGGCUUAUUGGGUGUUCCUGUCUCAGGCCAGAUUUGGGUCAGCAAGGGCACUCUGCACAUGGCUCUUGCUCUGAGCAUUCCAGGCGUUUCUCAGGUCUUGCAAGGCACAUUUGGCCUUCUGUAUCACAGCAGCAAGGCAAUUGGCUUCCCUGAAUUCCUUGCUCACCUGCACCCCAGCCAGACCCCAGAAGACAUGUUUAUAAAGAAGUUCUGGGAGUUCACCUUUGAUUGUACAUGGCCCCACCAAAACAUCACAGUGACAGAGGGUGCUCAGCUCUGCUCAGGGAAUGAGAGUCUGAAGAACAAGGAGCAUCCUUUUCCAGAAGUGAGUAAAACUGAUGCUGCGUACACAGCUGUCUACUGCAUUGCCCAUGCCCUGCAGGAUAUGAUAGCCUGUGGGCACCAGGAUGAGAAAGGUGCUGACUCUCCAGACCUCCAGCCCUGGCAGCUGCUUCAUGCCCUCAGAAAGGUGCACUUCAAGGCUCCUGAUGGAAGUGAGGUUUUGUUUGACGUCAAUGGAGAUUUGGUGACAAAAUUUGACAUUUUCCAAGGGCGGAAGACUCCUGAGGGUGUAUUUCACUUGGUCCACAUAGGCAUGAUAGACCCUCAAGCCUCUUCAAGUAACAAAAUGAUGGUCCAUUUGAAGGAGCAUCUCCAAGUGAGUUGCCUUAAUUUGGUGAUGACUCGUCCUAGAGUGUUAAAGUCUCAAG
Messenger RNA from Psammomys obesus (fat sand rat), 1209 nucleotides. Its product is annotated as vomeronasal type-2 receptor 1-like. The record is from RefSeq and is a predicted model, not a curated record. Gene Ontology annotation, molecular function: G protein-coupled receptor activity. Gene Ontology annotation, cellular component: membrane. Gene Ontology annotation, biological process: G protein-coupled receptor signaling pathway. The transcript is spliced from 4 exons. NCBI's taxonomy places the organism in Eukaryota, Metazoa, Chordata, Mammalia, Rodentia, Muridae. The annotation marks the transcript as partial.